Homarus americanus (American lobster) is the source of this 450-nucleotide messenger RNA. Its product is annotated as extensin-like. Bases 1 to 450 code for a protein of 149 amino acids. The transcript has a single exon. The record is from RefSeq and is a predicted model, not a curated record. NCBI's taxonomy places the organism in Eukaryota, Metazoa, Arthropoda, Malacostraca, Decapoda, Nephropidae.
AUGAGAGAGGGAACAGCGGCCAAGAUAGUGUUAAUGUGGCCGCGUGACGUCCCCCUCCACUUAGAGCCCCGUCACCUUCUUCCCUUGGAGCUCCCGUCAUCUUCACCCCCGCCCAGGGCCCCGUCAUCUUCACCGCCCAGAGCCCCGUCACCUUCACCGUCCAGAGCUCCGUCAUCUUCCAGAGCCCGUCACCUUCACCCGCCAGAGCCCCCGUCACCUUCACCCGUCAGAGCUCCCGUCAUCUUCACCCCGCCGACCCCCGUCACCUUCUGCCCCGUCAGAGCUCCGUCAUCUUCACCCGUCCAGAGCCCCGUCACCUUCACCCGCCAGAGCCCCGUCACCUUCACGCAGAGCCCCCGUCACCUUCACCCCGCCCAGAGCUCCGUCAUCUUCACCCGUCCAUUUUGUCACCUUCACCCCACCCAGAGCCCCGUCACCUUCACCCCUUAG